Molecule: messenger RNA, 216 nt
Organism: Trichobilharzia szidati
Lineage: Eukaryota; Metazoa; Platyhelminthes; Trematoda; Strigeidida; Schistosomatidae
Source: the annotation of a GenBank genome assembly
AUGCUAUGUGCACGAUCGGCAUGCUUUAAAUGUGGGCCAUGCAGACCAAAGUGGAUGAAAAUGGUUGAUAAUCUUUAUUCUGGGAAUCUUCAGGACACUAAUAAUCAUAAUAAGCUUAUCCACUAUUGCCUACAUCAACCAGAUAAACUGGAUCGGAUUGCUAGAUACCUACAUUUAAGGUUGGCUCAAGAUCUUAAUCGACGUUAUGACCAGUAA